CUGCAUAGGUGCCUCCUCACAGGCCGCAUCUCAAACACCUCACUAUAGUCUAUUUCAAGUAGUCAAAAUAGCACGCGGACACCAACAACACGUGCAUCACGCGAGGAGGAAGAAGCCAACCGGCGCGUGAACUCAAUGGAAUUAACGUUCAUAUAGCCGAUGCCUUUUAUUUAGUCCUGUAGUCUCUCUCUCUCUUUCUCUCUCUCUCUCUCUUUCUCUCUUUCUCUCUGUGUGUGUGUGCGCGCGCGCGCGAUUUAGGACGAAUCCCAGUGUUGCGUAGGUUCCAGUAAGAAACUCGUGCGCUUCGCACGCGCUGAUAUUCCGGUUGUGCUCGGCGCUCGUGCGGGUUUCUGUGUGAGUCUUGAACACGGCAGAAUGGAGGAUUUUGGCGCGUUGCCAUGGAACAGGUGGUGGUGGUGGUGCGGUCAGGAUUUCAUGAUCUAAAGCGAAACUUCCUGAAACGCGAUGACUCCUCUUGUAUCGAGAAUAGUGACAUAACAAAGCGUUGAGGAAUUUAACGAGACCCGAAAACAAACACUGUGGGAUCAGGACUUUGUGAUUUUAACCCUAUCUCGAGCUGGACAGAAAUGCUGAUAUUUGUUUUUGUGCUGUGUGGCUUCACUUUUUGUGGACUCUGUGUGUGUGAGAGAGAUACAGAAAGCUUCAAGCAGGUAGAGGACAGAAAUGCAGUGUUUACGGAAGAGCAGGAGGCCAAUACCUUUUUAGGACGCCACCUGCUGUACAACCGAUUCGACUUUGAAAUCUUCACCCCGGGGAAUUUGGAGAGAGAGUGUCUCGAGGAGGUGUGCAACUACGAGGAAGCACGCGAGGUUUUUGAAAAUAUUCCAGACACAGAUGCUUUCUGGAAAAAGUAUACAGAGGCUCAGGAUCAGGGGCAGAAAAUCGAUGUGACAGCUCUGUUGGUGGGCCUCAUCGCAGGUGGAGUGGCCAUCAUCAUAGUGGGUCUCCUGAUCUGGUAUUCCUGCCAGAACAAAUGCAAAAAUAAGCCCGUCAGGACUCGUUCGAGACGCAGUAAUGCCUCUGUGAUCAUUAGGAGGCUAGAGGAGGUGUCGCUGCACCCCAUCCCUGCUCCUCCUUUAUCAGAUGAAAUGGAAACACAUGGUCUCCCCUCAUAUGACCAGGCCAUCGCUAUAUCUGGACCACACGAUGCUCCACCACCGCCAUAUCCUGGGUCGAGACCAGGCACCAUUCGACGAUAACCCAAACCUGUCAUAAAAAAAACCCUGUAUUGGGUGUUUCUUAAUUUAAACCAGAAGCUGUAAUGUUUUGUUAUAAACUUAUGUUUUAUUUCAGAAUCACUUAUAGAGCUACGUAGUUAUUAAUAAUGUACUGGUUUUACACUAAUUAGAAAGUUGCCAUAUACUGCUUAAUUUAUCUAAUAUUUGAAUGCUUCAUUGCGUCUGCAUUUUGCAGUGCUGAAUAAGUAGCUAGUUAGCCAGGUCAUUUCAGUUUACGCUUGUGAAAGAAGCACACUAAGAUUAUGCUAAAUGCAAGUAGUCUGUAAUGCAGUUGUGUCUGUGAGGGCUUCUGAUGAAGGAAAAUAGUGAAGAAAGUUUUGAAGAAAAUUGUGAAAACUGCAUAUAGACCUCAGUUGUUUCCCAUUAACCCUGACCUACCAAACAAAACCAGCUUUACCUCUCAUUUUGAUAAUGGUUGUUUAUAUGCUUAUAAUUAAUAAUCAUUUCUUUAUAUUUUGUUAACUAUGUCUCAUUCUGUUCAUCUUUUGUCCUGUCUGUAAUUGUUGAAUGAACCCACACAAAUCAGAACCCAGUUUUGUAAACUAAGAUUAUUGCAGCUUUUUUUUUCUACUAAAAAAAGGAUGUGGUUUUGGGGAAAUAAGAUGGUCAACCAAAGGUGGCUGACCAUUUCUUUGCUUUUAAUGUUUUGAUAAUUAUGUCUGUUUGCCACAGCAGAUAGAGCUAAUAUAUGUUUAAUACAAAGUAAUUAAUGAAAUAAAUUAACAUGAAAAUAA
This is a messenger RNA of Pangasianodon hypophthalmus (striped catfish), 1993 nucleotides long. RefSeq names its product proline rich Gla (G-carboxyglutamic acid) 4 (transmembrane) (gene prrg4). Gene Ontology annotation, molecular function: calcium ion binding. Gene Ontology annotation, cellular component: extracellular region. The coding region runs from base 588 to 1220 and encodes 210 amino acids. NCBI's taxonomy places the organism in Eukaryota, Metazoa, Chordata, Actinopteri, Siluriformes, Pangasiidae. The record is from RefSeq and is a predicted model, not a curated record. The transcript has 7 exons.